AAUAAUAAUAAUAAUAAUAAUAAUAAUAAUAAUAAUAAUAAUAAUAAUAAUAAUAAUAAUAAUAAUAAUAAUAAUAAUAAUAAUAAUAAUAAUAAUAAUAAUAAUAAUAAUAAUAAUAAUAAUAAUAAUAAUAAUAAUAAUAAUAAUAAUAAUAAUAAUAAUAAUAAUAAUAAUAAUAAUAAUAAUAAUAAUAAUAAUAAUAAUAAUAAUAAUAAUAAUAAUAAUAAUAAUAAUAAUAAUAAUAAUAAUAAUAAUAAUAAUAAUAAUAAUAAUAAUAAUAAUAAUAAUAAUAAUAAUAAUAAUAAUAAUAAUAAUAAUAAUAAUAAUAAUAAUAAUAAUAAUAAUAAUAAUAAUAAUAAUAAUAAUAAUAAUAAUAAUAAUAAUAAUAAUAAUAAUAAUAAUAAUAAUAAUAAUAAUAAUAAUAAUAAUAAUAAUAAUAAUAAUAAUAAUAAUAAUAAUAAUAAUAAUAAUAAUAAUAAUAAUAAUAAUAAUAAUAAUAAUAAUAAUAAUAAUAAUAAUAAUAAUAAUAAUAAUAAUAAUAAUAAUAAUAAUAAUAAUAAUAAUAAUAAUAAUAAUAAUAAUAAUAAUAAUAAUAAUAAUAAUAAUAAUAAUAAUAAUAAUAAUAAUAAUAAUAAUAAUAAUAAUAAUAAUAAUAAUAAUAAUAAUAAUAAUAAUAAUAAUAAUAAUAAUAAUAAUAAUAAUAAUAAUAAUAAUAAUAAUAAUAAUAAUAAUAAUAAUAAUAAUAAUAAUAAUAAUAAUAAUAAUAAUAAUAAUAAUAAUAAUAAUAAUAAUAAUAAUAAUAAUAAUAAUAAUAAUAAUAAUAAUAAUAAUAAUAAUAAUAAUAAUAAUAAUAAUAAUAAUAAUAAUAAUAAUAAUAAUAAUAAUAAUAAUAAUAAUAAUAAUAAUAAUAAUAAUAAUAAUAAUAAUAAUAAUAAUAAUAAUAAUAAUAAUAAUAAUAAUAAUAAUAAUAAUAAUAAUAAUAAUAAUAAUAAUAAUAAUAAUAAUAAUAAUAAUAAUAAUAAUAAUAAUAAUAAUAAUAAUAAUAAUAAUAAUAAUAAUAAUAAUAAUAAUAAUAAUAAUAAUAAUAAUAAUAAUAAUAAUAAUAAUAAUAAUAAUAAUAAUAAUAAUAAUAAUAAUAAUAAUAAUAAUAAUAAUAAUAAUAAUAAUAAUAAUAAUAAUAAUAAUAAUAAUAAUAAUAAUAAUAAUAAUAAUAAUAAUAAUAAUAAUAAUAAUAAUAAUAAUAAUAAUAAUAAUAAUAAUAAUAAUAAUAAUAAUAAUAAUAAUAAUAAUAAUAAUAAUAAUAAUAAUAAUAAUAAUAAUAAUAAUAAUAAUAAUAAUAAUAAUAAUAAUAAUAAUAAUAAUAAUAAUAAUAAUAAUAAUAAUAAUAAUAAUAAUAAUAAUAAUAAUAAUAAUAAUAAUAAUAAUAAUAAUAAUAAUAAUAAUAAUAAUAAUAAUAAUAAUAAUAAUAAUAAUAAUAAUAAUAAUAAUAAUAAUAAUAAUAAUAAUAAUAAUAAUAAUAAUAAUAAUAAUAAUAAUAAUAAUAAUAAUAAUAAUAAUAAUAAUAAUAAUAAUAAUAAU
Molecule: messenger RNA, 1578 nt
Organism: Aedes albopictus (Asian tiger mosquito)
Lineage: Eukaryota; Metazoa; Arthropoda; Insecta; Diptera; Culicidae
Product: GATA zinc finger domain-containing protein 14-like
Exons: 1
Source: RefSeq, a predicted model, not a curated record